This is a messenger RNA of Ochotona curzoniae (black-lipped pika), 2043 nucleotides long. It is a transcript of the gene ALB, whose product is annotated as albumin. Lineage: Eukaryota; Metazoa; Chordata; Mammalia; Lagomorpha; Ochotonidae. The record is from RefSeq and is a predicted model, not a curated record. The transcript is spliced from 15 exons. Gene Ontology annotation, cellular component: cytoplasm; blood microparticle. The coding region runs from base 34 to 1860 and encodes 608 amino acids. Gene Ontology annotation, biological process: transport.
UUCUCUUCCUCUUACCCACAAGCCUUUGGCACAAUGAAGUGGGUAACCUUCAUCCCCCUUCUUUUCCUCGUCAGCUCUGCUUAUUCCAGGGGUUUGAUUCGCCGAGAAGCACAUAAGAGUGAGAUUGCUCACCGGUUUAAGGAUGUGGGAGAAGAACAUUUCAAAGGCCUGGUCCUGAUCGCCUUUUCUCAGUAUCUGCAGAAGUGCUCCUAUGAAGAACAUGCGAAGUUAGUGAAUGAAGUGACUGAGUUUGCAAAAACAUGUGUUGCUGAUGAGUCGGCAGAAAACUGUGGCAAAUCACUACACGACAUUUUUGGUGACAAAAUCUGUGCGAUCCCAACCCUCCGUGAUGCUUAUGGCGACUUGGCUGAUUGCUGCGCAAAACAAGAACCAGACAGAAACGAAUGCUUCCUCAAACACAAAGACGACAACCCGGAGUUGCCUCCGUUUGUAAGACCAGAGGCUGACGUUUUAUGCGCCUCCUUCCACGACAAUGAAAAGGCAUUCUUUGGACAUUAUCUACAUGAAGUUGCCAGAAGACAUCCUUUCUUUUAUGCCCCAGAACUGCUUUACUAUGCUCAGAAGUACAAAACCAUUCUCACCGAGUGCUGCGCAGAGGCUGAUAAAGGCGCCUGCCUGACACCCAAGCUUGAUGCUCUGAAGGAAAAGGCAUUGACUGAUGCCUUCAAUGAGAGACUCAAGUGCGCCAGUAUUCAGAGGUUUGGAGAGAGAGCUUUCAAAGCAUGGGCACUAACUCGUCUGAGUCAGAAAUUUCCCAAGGCUGAUUUCGUGGAGGUUUCAAAAUUAGUGACAGAUCUGGCCAAGGUCCACAAGGAAUGCUGCCAUGGUGACCUGCUUGAAUGUGCAGAUGACAGGGCAGAACUUACCAAAUACAUCUGUGAUCAUCAAGACAAAAUCUCUGGUCAACUGAAGGAAUGCUGCGACAAGCCUCUGUUGCAAAAAUCCCACUGCAUUGCUAAUGUGCAUCACGAUGACGCACCUGCGGACCUGCCCACAUUAGCUUCUGUGUUUGUUGAGGAUAAGGAUGUUUGCAAGAAUUUCCAAGAGACAAAGGAUGUCUUCUUGGGCUCACUUUUGUAUGAAAGUGCAAGAAGGCACCCUGAUUUCCCUGUCACUGUGCUGCUGAAAUUUGCCAAGGUCUACGAAACCACCCUGGAGAAGUGCUGUGCCACUGAUGACCCUCACGCAUGCUACGCCAAAGUGUUUGAUGAAUUUCAGCCUCUUGUGGAUGCGCCCAAGGCUUUAAUCAAACAAAAUUGUGACCUUUAUGAUGAACUGGGCGAGUUCAACUUCCAGAAUGCGCUUAUAAUUCGUUACACCAAGAAAGCACCUCAGGUGUCAACUCCAACUCUUGUGGAAGUAGCAAGAGGCCUAGGAAAAGUGGGCUCCAAGUGUUGCAAGCUUGGUGAAGCUGAAAGAUUCCGUUGUGUGGAAGACUACGUUUCUGUGAUCCUGAACCGGUUCUGUGUGUUGCAUGAGAAGACACCCGUGAGUGACAGAGUCACCAAAUGCUGCACAGAGUCCUUGGUGGACAGGCGAGCGUGCUUCUCUGAACUGACUCCUGAUGAAACCUAUGUUCCCAAGGAAUUUCAUGCUGAAACCUUCACCUUCCAUGCAGACAUAUGCACUGUUCCACAACAUAAGAAGGAAUAUAAGAAACAAAAGGCACUUGUUGAGCUGGUGAAAUACAAGCCCAGCGCCACGAAGGAACAACUGAAGAAGGUGGUGGGAGACUUCACAGCCAUGCUGGAGAAGUGCUGUGCUGCUGAUGACAAGGAAGCCUGCUUUUCAGAGGAGGGUCCAAAACUUGUUGAGUCGAGCAAAGCUGCCUUGGCCUAAAAGCAUCACAACAGCAAUAAUCUCAGCUUACUCCGAGACUCAGAGAAGAGGAAUGAAGACCCAGAGCCUGUUCAUCUGUUUUUCUUUUCUGUUGAUAUCAAACAAAUACCUUGUCGAAGGAAUAUAAUUUCCUUCAUCAUUUGGCCUCUUUUCUCUGUGCUGCAAUUAAUAAACAAUGGAAAA